Geodia barretti is the source of this 690-nucleotide messenger RNA. The record is from the annotation of a GenBank genome assembly. Lineage: Eukaryota; Metazoa; Porifera; Demospongiae; Tetractinellida; Geodiidae.
GGGUGUCCGGUGAUACAAUAAAGCGAGGGGACGGUUUUUUUCGGAAGUUCUGUGAGCUGCGUCCAGCGGAGAAAGUCGUUUACUACGGAGCUGUAGCAGCGCUUUUCUGUUUCGGGAGCUGGCAGGAUGAGGGUGUUGCUAGUGUGUCUCCUAGCCUGUCUGCACAUCGUGCACAGCCAGACUUACCCAUUUUUACGUCACAAUGGAGUAACUUUUCAAAACAACUCGUUCAUCGACAGGGGGAUUGUCAGUGUGGCUGAUAAGCUCGAGUGUGUCACAAACCACAGUCCCUGCUGUGUGGGGAGUGAUGGAGGGUGGACGGACCCAGCUGAGGUGGCCAUUCAGGAGGGACCUGCAGGAACUAUUCCGUUCUACGUGACUAGGACUGCAGGAGGAACCAUCGACCUCAACAGACUGGCUGUGUCAAAUGGCCAGGAGCAGCUGUCUGGAAUGUAUGAAUGUGAGAUCCCAGGCUCUGGUGGAACUCCUGAAAUGAUGUUCAUCUACCUUGGAAAUCAGAGUACUGGUCAACUGGCGUCAGCAGUUGUGUCCUUCACUGAGCUGUUGAGUGAAGUGAAUGAAGAGCCAGAGUUUGUCCUGACGUGUCGCAGUGAGGGUGGACCAGCCACCACUGUCCAGUGGACCAGAGACUCCACCGCUAUCUCUGAUCCCUCCACUGUCCUCCUACUU